AUGUAUUCUGAAGUGGGCAAUACAUCGUUAGAUGGUGCAUCGCACGAAAAAGCUGGUUCCUCCAACGUUGAAGCGUUGCGUGAGGUGACCGCUCCGGCGCACGUAGAGGCCAGCGUAUCGCCUAACGUAACACUGCUAAUUCAGAUAGAUUAUUCCUUUUGUCACCGUUUAAACUUAAUGAUGGAGCAGCAACACUUGUUGACCAAUUACCACGCGAUGGUCACAGGUCAUCUCACAGACGAUGAGAUUGAUCACGAGUUGCAAGUCCGAGGUGCAGAUAUGAUAAACGAAUCCCGCAGUAAACAAGAACGAACGCUGCGUGGCUUCCUAAAAGCAGAAAGAGAAAACCCGAAUGUGACUCAUAGAAAGUGUUGGACAUCGUUGACUGGAGAAUGGAAAUGUUGUGAGGAAAAAUUAUCGGAAAUAAAAUCUCAUUUAGAAGACAGAACUCGUAAAAAGGUCCCUGACCAAGCUUUCAGAACAAGGAUAAUUCAUAUCUUCUUUCGUAUGAUGCGGUUGCAAACCCAUGCAAAAGAAGAGAAAGACUUGAACAGUAUAGCAAUCAUUGCGGGAGAGUGUAUGAAACUUUUGAACGAAUUUUUCUCAAUCACCUCUCCGUUGCAAGAAGUGAGAGAAGCAGAAAUAGCAAUGCUGAAUGAAAGCUUGCGAAGACUUAGAAACGAGGAAAAUGUAGAAAUAGAAGAAGAGUUGGAUAGAACAGGAAAUGUAGAAACGGAAAGAAUUGAACCAGAAAUUGAUACGGAACAGAAUAAUGUUGAACAAGAGGAAAUAUUAGUUGACGUUGAGCGAGAGGAAGAAAAUAGUACGAGAGUGGCAUUCCUAACGACAGAAAAUAAUCGCCUGAAGGAUGCGGUUGAACAAUUACUUCGUCGUAUUGAGGCUCUAGAAAAGAAUAAAAGUGCGUCGCAAAAAGCAGCGACAAAUGAUAAAGAAGAAUCGGUUAACAGUACUCAUGUGGAGGGGAAGGCGGAUCAGAUUGAUAAAGAGUCGGGAAAACAGGAAAGUUUUGUAGACUGGAUUAAGAAAAGAUGUAGUUCGUUAGAAAAUGUGGGUGCAAUAAGAAACGAGUCAAUAGAAAGAGAAGAAAGGCGAGAGAAAGAAGGUAGAUCCAAUCACAAUCGGUUCCCGGUUUAUAAGUGGUCAGUUAGAUACGAUGGUUUAGACAAUGGUAGGAGAUUAAACGAGUUCCUUAAAGAGGUCGAGUUCAAUGCAAGGUCAGAAGGCUUUUCCGACCGUGAACUGUUCUUAUCUGCUCAUCAUUUGUUUACAAGAAAGGCUAGGAGUUGGUUUAUGGAAGUGAAUGGGAAUAACGAGUUAGAAUCUUGGGAAAAUAUAGUUCGGGAGUUAAAAAACGAGUUUUUACCUGUAGAUAUCGAUUAUCAAUACGAAAGCCGAAUAAACGCGCGCAAACAGGGUCCAAGGGAGAAAUUCCAAGAUUACUAUCUUGACAUGGUGCGAAUUUUCCGGAGUAUGUCCAAACCGUGGGAUGAGGACCGUAAAUUCGACAUGUUGUUUAGGAACACCAGGGAAGAUUGCAAAAUAGCUAUGCUAGGUGCCAAUAUUACGACGAUACCUAAAAUGAGAGAGUUUGGGAAAAGAUUCGAUGCGAUUAAUUGGCAACAAUAUCAACGAAGAGAUAACAGAUACGGGCAAAGAGCACAGGUUGAAGAGAUAGUGGAAAGAGCUAGGGGUAGUCAAAGACAAAGCAAUUAUUCUAAUGAUCGAUUCGGGGGUCAAAGGGGAAAUUUCCAGGAGAGAAAUUUUCUACAACGUCCCUAUCAACAGAAUUUUUCUGGUAACUACCCUAGCAAAAAUAAGUUUCGUGAUAACCAGAACGAUUUUCAAAAAGCAGUGGGAGAAGAAAAACUUUUGAAACGACAGGGUUCAAAAUCUGACUUUAAUACCAAAGCAAAUAGCCACACUCAAGAAGCUAGAGCAGGUCCUAGUGGAACUAAUGCGCUUCAAAGGAUAGUGAAUGCCUAUAUUCCAAUCAGAAAGGGCACUUGCUUUAACUGCCAUGAAGAAGGGCAUGCAUGGCGAAAUUGUCCGCAAGAUCGGCACACGUUUUGUGACGAAUUCAAAAAACUUAUAAAAGACUGCUUGAAGAGGCACAGCAGUCGCAUCAGUAGCUCUGAAAGACCUCAAACGUUAGCGCAGGAAAAUCCAUCAAGUAUUCUGGAGCAGUUAGGGUAUUCAAGAGUUGCUGAGCAAACCAGUGAGCAGGAGGAGAUUUCUUCUUUACUCGUUAAGCUUAGUGGCGAUGCUAGACCGUUUACUAAAAUAAAUAUAAUGGGAAUAGGUUUGAUUGGUUUAUUAGAUAGUGGAGCAGCGCGUACGGUUCUAGGGAUUGGAGCAAAAAGAAUAAUUAAGGCGUUAAACCUGAAGAUAGAACCAUCGCCAGUUCAUUUGAAAACCGCGGCUGGGGAAGAUUUAGAAGUAGUGGGUUGUGCGGAAACACCGAUAACCUUUAACAACACUACAAAAAUUUUACCAGUCCUGAUUGCCCCAAAGUUAAACCGUAGAUGUGUCUUAGGAUACGACUUUUGGGAAAAAUUCGGAAUUAGACCCACAAUUCUGAAUGAAGCAAUAGAGGUUCUGGACAAUAAAGAUCUUGAGAGUUUGGAAAGGGAAGAUGAAGAGGUAGAAAUUACUGAAGAUCAAAGAAAAACGUUAGAAGAGGUAAAAAAGAUGUUCCUUGUAGCAGAAGCAGGCAAAUUGUCAAAGACUCAUUUAAUGGAGCACACAAUUGAAAUGAAGGAGGAAUUUAAACAGUCGGAACCGAUAAGAAAGAACCCUUAUCCGUGGAGUCCUGACAUUCAGAAGAAAAUUCACUUAGCUUUAGACAAUUUACUUCGAGACGGGAUAGUGGAACCAUCUUCUUCUGAAUGGGCACUUCCGGUAAUACCAGUAGCGAAGAGAGAUAGUCAAGAAGUCAGACUUUGCUUAGAUGCCAGAAAACUUAAUGAACGGACGAAAAGGGAUGCAUAUCCUUUACCGCAUCAAAACCGAAUAUUAAAUCAUCUAGGCCCAGUAAAAUAUCUAUCUACUAUCGAUCUUUCGCAAGCUUUUUUACAGGUUCCCCUGAAUGAAAAAUCGCGAAAAUAUACAGCAUUUUCGGUACCAGGUAGGGGACUGUUCCAAUUUACCCGCCUUCCUUUCGGGUUAGUAAACAGCCCCGCUACAUUGAGUAAAUUAAUGGAUCGUGUCUUAGGCUAUGGUGCAUUAGAGCCGGCGAUAUUUGUAUAUCUGGACGAUAUCGUUAUUGCGAGUCGAACAUUUGAAGAGCAUAUCGAAAAAUUGAGGGAUUUAGCAUUACGUUUACGAGAAGCAAACUUGAGCAUAAACAUCUCAAAAUCAAAAUUCUGCUGCCACGAAUUGCCGUACCUUGGGUAUAUUUUGUCACAAGAUGGGUUAAGGCCUAACCCAGAUCGCGUGCAAGCGAUCAUGGGAUUCCAGGCGCCCAAAUCAGUACGGCAACUUCGACGAUUCCUCGGUAUGGUGAACUAUUAUCGACGGUUCAUCGCGAAUUUUAGUCAAAUUACCGGCCCUCUUACUGAUCUAUUGAAAAAUAAGCCGAAGAGGGUACAGUGGAAUGCAGCAGCCGACAGUGCGUUUAAAAUAAUAAAGGAGAGGCUUAUUUCUGCUCCAGUAGUAGCCAAUCCCAAUUUCAAGCUUCCUUUCACGGUCCAAACGGAUGCGAGCGAUAAUGCCAUAGCAGGUAUUCUCACACAACUACAUAACGGCGAGGAAAAAGUUAUUGCCUACCAUUCAGAGAAGCUCAAAGGGGCAGAAUUAAAUUAUCAUGCCGCGGAAAAGGAAGGCCUGGCUGCCCUACGUUGCAUAGAAAAAUUUAGAGGGUACAUAGAAGGAACCAAAUUUACGCUGGUAACUGAUUCUGCAGCUUUAACCUUCAUCAUGAGAGCGAAAUGGCGUUCCUCUUCGAGAUUGAGUCGUUGGAGCAUAAUAUUGCAACAAUAUGACCUUGAAAUUCGACAUCGUAAAGGGAAGGAAAAUAUUGUCCCAGAUGCACUUUCUAGGUCCAUCGAAAGUCUGGAAAUAGAACCAGCAGAAGGCUGGUAUAACAAGCUUUUUGUCGGAGUUCGUGAAGAACCCGAAAAAUAUGUAUAUUUUAAAAUUGUUGAUGGAAAACUAUUUAAAUUCGUUGCUUCCAAAGCGGACACGAUGGACUACCAAUUGCAAUGGAAGUGUUGUGUCCCGGAAUCAUUAAGAACCAAAAUUCUCAAUGAAGAACAUGAUGGCAAUCUUCAUAUUGGGUAUGAAAAAUGCGUGGAGAAAGUUAAAAGGUUAUAUUACUGGCCACGGAUGGCUGCCGAUAUAAAAUACUACAUUGCUAAAUGCGAACCCUGUAAGGAGAAUAAACAUUCUACCAAAUCAACAACACCUGAGAUGGGCAAACAGCGAAUAGCAACCAAGCCCUUCCAAAUAAUUUGCAUGGACUAUAUCCAGUCUCUUCCACGUAGCAAGCAUGGCAACGCGCACUUGUUAGUCGUUAUGGACAUCUUUUCAAAGUACUGCCUGCUUGUUCCCGUGAAGAAGAUCUCGUCUAUAAGUCUGUGCAAAAUACUGGAAGAGCAGUGGUUGCGAAAGCUGUCCACCCCGCAAAUCAUUAUAACUGAUAACGCGACGACGUUCAUGUCACGAGAAUUUCAAAAUUUAAUGUGCAAACACGAAAUUCAGCAUUGGGCUAAUGCUCGGCAUAGGAGCCAAGCCAAUCCGGCUGAGCGACUUAACCGCACGAUAAAUUCAAUGAUACGCACUUAUGUUAGGGAAGACCAAAAGCUUUGGGACUCAAAAAUCUCGGAGAUAGAAUUUGUGCUCAAUAACACAAUUCAUUCCUCCACAAAAUUUAGCCCUCAUUGCGUACUAUUUGGUCAUGAGGCUGUGACGAAAGGUUCGCAGCAUAAAAUGGAAACGAAUGAGGAUGCGAGCGAAGAGGAGAGAAUGAAUCGUCGAAGAGCAGUCAGCAGAAAAAUCUACGACUUUGUCCGGGAACAACUAGCAAAAACCCACGAAGAGACCAAGAGACGGUAUGAUUUACGGCAUAAGCGUUACUCACCAUCGUUCGACAUAGGGCAGCGUGUGUACAAGCGUUGUUUUCGUCAAUCAUCGGCAGGAGAGCGUUUCAAUGCCAAGUUUGGGCCACAAUAUACCCCUUGUGUGAUCGUCCGUAAGAAGGGCACGAGUUCGUAUGAAGUAGCGGACUUACAGGGAAAAUCUUUAGGUAUUUUCUCUGCCGCUGACUUAAAAGCAUAA
Messenger RNA from Sabethes cyaneus, 5295 nucleotides. RefSeq lists its product as uncharacterized. The record is from RefSeq and is a predicted model, not a curated record. NCBI's taxonomy places the organism in Eukaryota, Metazoa, Arthropoda, Insecta, Diptera, Culicidae. The coding region runs from base 1 to 5295 and encodes 1764 amino acids. Gene Ontology annotation, biological process: DNA integration; proteolysis. The transcript has 3 exons. Gene Ontology annotation, molecular function: nucleic acid binding; aspartic-type endopeptidase activity; zinc ion binding.